This is a messenger RNA of Echinococcus granulosus, 4890 nucleotides long. Its product is annotated as Laminin subunit gamma-3. The record is from RefSeq and is a predicted model, not a curated record. Lineage: Eukaryota; Metazoa; Platyhelminthes; Cestoda; Cyclophyllidea; Taeniidae. The transcript is spliced from 24 exons. The coding region runs from base 1 to 4890 and encodes 1629 amino acids.
AUGGAGAAAUAUCCCGCAUUAUUAGCAAUACUAUGUUUUAUCAGGGCAUCCUUACAGCAGGAACCCACAUUAUUGGAGGGGUCCGCAGGAUCUUGUGUUGACGAAUACGGGAAACCGGUGUUCUGCUACCCGCCAUUCAUUAGUGCCGCAGCGGGCCGUUUAGUAAACGCCUCAAAUACCUGUGGCAUUGCAAGAAGACAAAAAUUUUGUAUUCACAUGUCGAACGCGGCAAUGCCUAGCCGGUGUCAAUACUGUGAUGCAAGAAAUCCUAGCGAAAGUCAUGAUGCUAGCUUUAUGACAGAUAGGAAUCAAAAUAAUUGGUGGCAAUCUGAAACAAUGGAUGAGAACCCAAACCUUCAUUUUGAGAAACCAGUGACAUUAACAAUUGAUCUGGGUACGUUUGGUCUCGGUUAUUGGGUUUUAAUGCUUACAAUCAUGACUGAGAAUCCAGCUUUAUAUGUUUCCUGCCUUCGUCGACAAAACCACAUUGCUGCUGCCGGCCUUAAGGCGGAUAUUGUAGCAUUAUACGGUCCAACACUAUUGUUGAAUCUCUCAAAAAACGGUGCCUUUUGGCAAUCGCGCACCAAAUUCUACGUGAACUACGUGUACCUCCAGUUCAAGUCGCCGCGGCCUCACGCAAUGGUGAUUUACAAAAAGGUGGACGACGAAGCACCUUGGACGCCGUGGGCCUACUUCUCCAGCAACUGCUUAACAUACUUCAACAUGACCUACGAACCCAUGCCGACCUUCUCUCGGCCCGAUGAUGUCAUCUGCCGCGAGGAGUACUCUACCCUCCAGCCGCUUUACGACGGCGAGGUCGUCUUCUCCGUCAUCAACGGCCGACCCGGCACCGACGACUUCUUCCAUAAUCCUAUACUUCAGGAUUGGAGCACGGCUAGUCAAAUAAAAGUGGAGCUACAGAAGAUGCACACCUUCGGUGAUGAAGCUAAUGCGGAAAGUGACACCCUCUUGACCUACUAUUUCGCCAUUCGAAAGUUUACCGUCGGUGGUCGAUGCAUGUGCAACGGCCACGGUAACGACUGUCGCCCCGUGGGGAGUUACGGUCCAAACCCCAAGUUGGUGUGCGUCUGCGAUCCUGCCCACCACACCGCCGGCGACAACUGCGAGCGCUGCGCGCCCGGAUAUGUAGAUGCGCCUUGGCAUCAGGCUACACCCGACAAUCCUCACGCUUGCAAAGCCUGCGAGUGCAACGGCAACUCCGAACACUGUGAGUUCGACGAGGCCGAAUACCGGACAACGGGAUCGGGUGGGAUCUGCAUUGGUUGCGGCAACAACACGGUAGGAAAACACUGUGAGACCUGUCUACCUAGCCACUAUCCCGACCCCGACCGACCCUCCGUCUGUCUCCCCUGUGGUUGUGAUCCUAUGGGAACGCUGGAGGGUGGAGAGGAUAAGUGCUCCACCGACGGACAGUGCAAAUGCAAACCGGGCGUUGGGGGCAAACGCUGUGAUCACUGCCUUCCCGACCACCAUUCUUUCACCUCCAGUGGCUGCCAACCUUGUAAUUGCAACGCUGGUGGAAGCUUAAACAAUCAACCCCAAUGUGAUCCCUACACUGGUGAAUGCAAUUGUAAGGCCAAUGUCAUUGGCAGGAAGUGUGACAAAUGCAAACCGGGUACAUUUGGAAUGAUGGACAACGAUCCCCUUGGUUGCAAACAGUGCUUCUGUAGUGGCCACUCAUCAGAGUGUACACUGGGACGCGAGAUCAGUGGAAAUGUUGUACCAAUGGAAGAGAGCGAACUAAAAGCACUUGAGGAGGAGAAAAAGGCCAUUUUUAGCUGUCCCAAUGGAACUAUUCCCUGUUCCGUCUGCUUUAAACAGGACAAAAAGACUUUGGAUAUUGGGUGCACGCAAAACUACAAAGGAGAACUUGAAUGUCUCUGCCGAGAAAGACCAAAUGAUUGUCCAUUCUGUCCCAGUGGAGUGUGGCUUGAUCCUCAAAAAGAUAUCCGAAAGGAAAUUUGCCAAUGUCCACAAGGUUACACCGGUCCAAGUUGCGAACAGUGUGUACAGGGCUAUCGACGUGAGCCGAUCGGUGGUACUACCACAGCUAUAUGCAUCCCCUGCACCUGCAACAAUAACUCCGAAAUCUGCGACCCUGAAACAGGUAAAUGCGAAUGUCAGCACAAUACAGGUGGCCUCUUCUGCGAUCGCUGCGCCGAUGGUUACUAUGGCAACGCGUCUGCUCCCUCUGGCACCAAAGAUGCUUGCAAACCUUGUCCAUGUCCCCAUAGUGCCAAGUGUGUGGAAACAUUUCUCCCUCUGGACAAGCACGUCGUAGUUUGCGUUGACUGCCCAAAUAAUAUGACAGGUGAUCGUUGUGAAAGAUGCGCAGAGAACUUCUUUGGUGACCCCGUGAACGGAAUUCCCUGUCACCCCUGCGAUUGCUCAAAUAACACGGAUUUGCGAGCCACCGGCAACUGUGACCCCAAAACGGGGGUCUGCCAGAAGUGUCUAUUUGGAACUGCGGGCGAUCACUGCGAGAAGUGCCUGCUGGGUUAUCGGCGCAACGUAAAGAAGGCAGAGGAGGGCGCUCCGAUGGAGGGUAGUGGUGAGACGGAGACAACGUACGCGCGAGGCUGCCAACCCUGCUACUGCGACCCUCGGGGUACCCUCGCCAUGCCCGGAGUCGAGGGCACCCUCGGUAUUUGCGAUGAGGAGACCGGUCAGUGCCCAUGCAAACCUGGCGUCACUGGACUCCGCUGUGAUCGCUGCCGCGAUGGUUUCUAUGGUCUCGAAUCCGGCAAGGGCUGCACGGAGUGUGGCUGCAGUCCAAGGGGUUCCAAGGUGGAGUCGUGCGAACCCUACACGGGCCAGUGUAACUGCCUGCCCUUUACGACGGGUCGGACGUGUGAUGAGUGUUUGCCGGGCUACUUCAACCUCACCACGGGCGUGGGCUGUCAGGACUGCGGAUGUCACCCCUACGGAUCCACCCACCGCCAGUGCAACCCCAAUGGACAGUGUUCCUGCCGAUCAUUCGCCAUUGGGAAGAAGUGCGACCAGUGCGAGGAAAAUCGCUACGACCUCAGCGCGGGCUGUCUGCCCUGUCCGCCUUGCUAUGGCCUUGUGCAAAAACACGUCCACGAGCUGCAGAAGAAGCUAUCGGAAGUAUUUGGCAGCGGUGAUGGUCCCGAUCUUGAUGACAGCGGCGACACUUCCAAACUCUACGAGCAAAUGAAAAAGCUCAACAAAACCGUUCAAGAAGCCUACAAUGCUGUUUUGCAGAACAGUCUUGUCAGUUCUGCUAUCACAAAUGCCGAACAUCUGGAGGCUACGGCUGAAGAGCUCCUGAAACGUGCAUCAGACCUUACCAGGGAGUUGGAGGAAUACGCAAUGCAUAAGCCCUCAUGCAUGCGUCCGGAUCUACCGCAACGAUUGGACUCGUUGAAACGCAAUCUGGGCAAACUAGACGAGCGGAUCAAAACAGUGGGUCAACGAGAACUGGAUAGUUUCGCUGAGAAAGUGGGUGCCUCCGUAAAUAGAGACAGCACUCUGACCGAACAAGUGCACAAUGCAACCGAAACUGUCAAACCUCUCAAAGAAGAGGCUUCCAAACUGCGAAAGACAGUCCAAGAUAUUGACACAAUCCUUCGUUUUAUUGAAUUCGAUGCUGAUAAACUGGGGCAAAGUACUCACAAAGCUUUUGAACGACUCAAUUCGGAACUUAGCAGAUUGAAGGAAGUUAUGGCGGUCCAGAAGGGCUCUCUCAAAGGCAAGAUUGACCACGUGCAGUUCCUAACUUUGGAGCAACGUCAGCGAUUGACAAAACUAUUUGAUACUUUGAAGAAGGUGCCAGACGUGAGUGCUGAGCAGUCCAGGUUGGAAGAAAUCCUUGAGGACUGGACUGCAUCUCUCAAUAAGUCUCGCGAUUUGAAAAUAAUGCUUGAGACUGAGACGAGCGUGAUUGAGGAUCACAUUGAGAAAAUGCGGCGAGGUCGGGAUCGUCUGAUAGCCGCCCUGGCCAGACAGACGCCGGUGGCAGAGGAAAAGGCACGAAUUGUAGAGCGCCUCAAACACCUGCUCAAUAAAUCCGAAACAGCCGUUCAAACCGCCCGAAAGGCUGUGAGGGAUGCUAAGCAGCAACUAGAGGAUCUCACAGAUUUCGAUGCCUAUGUCGGCCGCACCAAACAGGAGUUGGAGGCGAUGAGUGUUAUUGGCACGGAGAUCAGCGAGGACCUCGAAAAAAUCGACAGACAGAUUCAAGGCAUCCAUGUUCAAGUUGAUGAUGCUCUCAAUGCAGCUCAAGUCUUACAGACAACUGUAGCUUUUUACGACGACAAAAUCAAGAAUCUGAAGGAUGAUGUGGUGAAGCAGAUUGAGGAGACAAAUGCGCUCAGCAAGAAGCAGGAGGAGGAGGACGACCUAUACAGCCAGGUGCAGUACGAGUUCAAGAGUAGUUCCGAUGUGUUAGACGCGGUAAGGCCGCAGGCAGAAGUGGUGGUCGAACUCGGCAAAAGGGCCAGCAACGAUGUUAGCCAACUGAGCAAGGACAUUGAUGCUCUGCUCAACAAAAUGAAGGAGUUGAAAGACAAAAUAACCAAAACAAGUCCGAACAAUGGCUACGAGGGCGACGGUGCAGCUCGCUUCAAGGAGAUAAAAGAGGAGGCAGAAAAUAUGAAGAUAGCCGAGAGGAUUGAUCACCUGCGCAAGAUAAACUUCUCCCGUGUAGCCGAAUUAGAGUACAUCCGAGACUACGAGCUGAAGGAGUUCGCUGCCAACACAAAGCACCUCAAGCGGCUGCUCGAGCUGCUGCCUAUGCUGAACCACCAGAGGUGCUUCUACUCCGGAAAACACAUUGAGGGCAGCCGUCGUAGGAAAAAGCGAUCUACCGACAACUCCACAGCUUCCGGUGCUGCUUUUGGUGUCUAA